AUGCCCCUGCCCUGCCCCUUGACUCUCUUCCGUUGCCCCUCUUCCCCUUUCCCUCCGUCCCUCCUCUCCCCCCGCUUCCCCCUUGCCUCUCCCCGCGCUUCCCCCCUUGCCUCUCCCCGCGCUUCCCCCCGUGCCUCCCCCCUUGCCUCUCCCCGCGCUUCCCCCCGUGCAUCUCCCCGUCCUUCCCCUGCUUCGCCAUCCCUGCCCCAGGUGAUGCGGCGGCGUCCUGACCUCCGAUUGGUCAUCUCAUCUGCCACGCUAGCAGCUGAUGACGUGGCAGCCUUCUUUGACACCAGCCACGAGAAGCUCAAGGUUAUGCCAGGAGGCCCUGACUCCCUUCCCAGCCGCAAGCCAGCAAUCAUAUCAGUGGAGGGGCGGAGCCACCCCGUGCAGCUGCUGUACCUUGAAGAGCCCACCUCUGACUACCUGCAGACAGCUCUUGAUACCGUGCUCGCCAUUCACUGCCAGGUGAGGCCACCUCCCUGCAUCUCUCUGCCUCUCCGCAAGCCAGCAAUCAUAUCCGUGGAGGGGCACAGUCACCCCGUGCAGCUGCUGUACCUAGAAGAACCCACCUCCGACUACCUGCAGACUGCACUCGAUACGGUGCUCGCCAUUCACUGCCAGGUGAGCCACUUUUUCCUCGGCACCUCUCUUCUCUUCUCAUCACCCCGUGCACCUGCUGUACCUUGA
Messenger RNA from Closterium sp. Yama58-4, 690 nucleotides. The record is from the annotation of a GenBank genome assembly. NCBI's taxonomy places the organism in Eukaryota, Viridiplantae, Streptophyta, Zygnematophyceae, Desmidiales, Closteriaceae.